Molecule: messenger RNA, 3455 nt
Organism: Morus notabilis
Lineage: Eukaryota; Viridiplantae; Streptophyta; Magnoliopsida; Rosales; Moraceae
Product: LRR receptor-like serine/threonine-protein kinase GSO1
Exons: 2
Coding region: 124-3234 (1036 amino acids)
Molecular function (GO): protein binding
Source: RefSeq, a predicted model, not a curated record
CCACCGCCAUGUGAUUACGUCAUAACAACAUCCAAAGCCUGUCGCUUACCUUUUAUUUAUUUGUUCCUUGCAUAGCCCAUUCUGCAUUCCAACAAUAAUUUUCAGAAUCCAAAACCAGCAAACAUGAGAAAUCUUUCACUCUCUCCUCCUCAAUGCCGUAUCCUCCUCCUCCUCAUGCUCACCACACUCACCCAAUUAUGCCUGAAAGCCGAAUCAGCCGCUUGUCAUGUGGAUGACGAGUCGGGUUUACUCAGUUUCAAAGCAGCCAUCACGGCCGACCCAUCUGGCAAGCUCGCCUCAUGGAAGCGGGGCACCGACUGUUGCACAUGGGCAGGCAUCAUUUGCCGGGUUGACAACCGGGUCACUAGUAUAUCUCUCUCGGGCCAAUCCAACAAGCCAAACAGCUACUUAUCUGGCACAAUCUCACCUUCCCUGGCGAAGGUCAAAUUCUUAAACGGGAUCUAUCUCACGGACCUCGGAGAGCUAUCGGGUCCUUUCCCGGAUAUUCUUUUCGGGUUACCCAACAUCGAAUACGUCUACAUAGAGGGCAACAAGUUAUCGGGUCGAAUCCCCAAAUCCAUUGGGAAUUUAACCCGACUUGGCGCGCUAAGCCUAGCCAGGAAUCGCUUUACCGGGCCAAUCCCGAGUUCAAUAUCAAAGUUAACUCAGUUGACUCAGCUCAAACUGGGUGGGAAUCUUCUCACCGGAACCGUACCAUCCGAAAUCCAACACCUGAAGAAUCUCACUUUCCUCGCUCUGGAUGGGAAUCAACUUUCCGGUCCCGUACCGAACUUCUUCACAACAUUCUCAAAGCUUCGAGACCUCACACUCUCCCACAACAAGUUCACCGGAGAAAUCCCCACCUCCAUCUCAACCUUAGCUUCGACGCUGACCUUCCUUGAGCUAGGCCACAACUUUCUCACCGGGAAAAUACCAGACUUUCUCGGGAAAUUCAAAGCCUUAGACACUCUCAACCUCUCGCACAACCAACUGUCCGGAACAGUCCCGCAAUCCUUCGCUAACCUGACGAAGAUCUUCAACCUCGAUCUCUCCCACAACAAUCUCGUCGAUCCAUUUCCAGAAUUGAAAGUGAAAGGCAUCGAAUCUCUAGAUCUAUCCUACAACAAGUUCCAUCUCAACAAAAUCCCCAAAUGGGUGAUCUCUUCGCCGAUCAUAUUCUCGCUAAAGCUGGCCAAGUGCGGACUCAAGAUACGAUUCGAGGAUUUCAACCCAUCGGAGACGUACUUCUACGACAUUAUCGACCUCUCGGAGAACGAGAUCUCCGGAAGUCCGGUCACAUUGCUGAACAGAACGGAUUACUUGGUGAGUUUCAAGGCUUCAGGCAACAAAUUAAGGUUUAAUUUGGAGAGUUUGAGGAUUGUGAAUACGCUAAAGGAGUUGGAUUUGUCGAGAAAUCUGGUGUUUGGGAAGGUGCCGAAGGCUGUUUCUGCGCUUGAUAGAUUGAACGUGAGUUAUAAUCAUCUGCAUGGUGCGAUUCCGGCGUCGGCGACCAAGUUUCCGGCGAGUUCGUUUGUAGGGAAUGAUGGUCUGUGUGGCGCUCCAUUGCCGCCAUGUAAAGGCUUAUUAAGCGUUUCUGAAUGUGGCGCGCGCCCUUCAAAUUAUUACACCCUUGCAAUUUAUUCCACCUCAAAUUCAGGUGCUAAACAAUUAUCAAAAAAAAAAAAAAAAAUCCUGAACCCAACAAGUAAUGUUGUGUAUUUAUUCCCCCAUACUCAUUUGCCAUUCCAACAUCCAAAACCAGCAAAAAAACAAAUGAGAGACCACUCACUCUUUCAUCAACGUCGUCUCCUCCUCCUCUUCCUCCUCAUUACACUCACCCAGUUGUGCCCAAAAGCCGAAUCAGCGGCCUGCCACGUGGAUGAUGAGUCGGGUUUGCUCGGUUUCAAAUCAGCCAUCACCGCAGACCCAUCCGGGUUGAUUGCCUCGUGGAAGCGGGGCACCAAUUGUUGCACAUGGCACGGUAUCAUAUGCCGGGACGGUACCCGAGUCACAAGUAUAUCUAUCUCGGGCCAUCCCGGACCGGGCAAGCCCAACAAAUCAUUAUCCGGUGUAAUAUCAUCCUCUCUAACUAAGGUCAAAUUCUUAGAAGGGAUCUACUUCAGGGACCUCCAUCACCUCACGGGUCCUUUCCCGGAUAUUCUUUUCGUGUUACCCAACAUCAAAUACGUCUACAUAGAGGGCUGCAAGUUGUCGGGUCCAAUCCCCAAAUCCAUUGGGAAUUUAACCCGGCUUCGCGCGCUAAGCCUAGCCAGGAAUCGCUUUACCGGGCCAAUCCCGAGUUCGAUAUCAAAGUUAACUCAGUUGACUCAACUUAACCUCGCUGGGAAUCUCCUCACCGGAACCGUACCAGCCGGAAUCCAACACCUACAUAAGCUCACUCUCCUCAGUUUAGACGGGAAUAAACUUUCCGGUCCCAUACCGAACUUCUUCAGAACUUUCUCGAACCUUCGAAUCCUCAGACUGCAACACAACAAAUUCACCGGAGAAAUCCCUACCUCCAUUGAACCCCUUGCUCCCAAUUUAGCCUUUCUCGACCUAGGGCACAACCUCCUCACUGGGAAAAUCCCUGAUUUUCUCGGAAAAUUCAAAGCCCUAGACGCUCUCAUUCUCGCACACAAUAACUUAUCCGGAACCGUCCCGAAAUCCUUCGCCAACCUGACGAAGAUCUUCAACCUCGACCUCGCUCACAACAAUCUCGUCGAUCCAUUUCCAGAAUUGAAUGUGAAAGGCAUCGAAUCGCUAGAUCUAUCCUACAACAAGUUCCAUCUCAACAAAAUCCCCAAAUGGGUGAUCUCUUCGCCGAUCAUAUUCUCGCUAAAGCUGGCCAAGUGCGGACUCAAGAUACGAUUAGAUCAUUUCAACCCAUCGGAGACGUACUUCUACGAAAUAAUCGACCUCUCAGAGAACAAGAUCUGCGGAAGUCCGGUCACAUUGCUGAACAGAAUGGAUUACUUGGUGAGUUUCAAGGCUUCGGGCAACAAAUUAAGGUUUAAUUUGGAGAGUUUGAGGAUUGUGAAUACGCUAAAGGAGUUGGAUUUGUCGAGAAAUCUGGUGUUUGGGAAGGUGCCGAAGGCUGUUUCUGCGCUUGAUAGAUUGAACGUGAGUUAUAAUCAUCUGCAUGGGGCGAUUCCGGCGUCGGCGACCAAGGUUCCAGUGAGUUCGUUUGUAGGGAAUGAUGGUCUGUGUGGCGCUCCAUUGCCGCCAUGCAAAUAAAGGCUUGUUAAACGUUUAGACAAGACAAGACAAUGUAGUAGUCUUCAAAAAUGGUGUCCUUGAUUUGAAGACCGAGUUCAGAUAUGUAUGUUUGACCUGGGUUAUCUUAUAAGUGUAUGUGCUAAUGGAAAACAUCAGAUAAGAUAAGAUGAUGUUCUUCGUAUAUUUUCUUUUCUAUUUCUUCCUGCUAUUAUAUUAUGAAAUAAUGAAAUAUUGUGGUC